Messenger RNA from Andrographis paniculata, 1575 nucleotides. RefSeq lists its product as uncharacterized. The record is from RefSeq and is a predicted model, not a curated record. Lineage: Eukaryota; Viridiplantae; Streptophyta; Magnoliopsida; Lamiales; Acanthaceae. The transcript has 8 exons. Gene Ontology annotation, molecular function: oxidoreductase activity. Bases 5 to 1390 code for a protein of 461 amino acids.
UUAUAUGUUUCGACUCCGGCGGACCGGAAUUAAUAAAAUCGUUGAAUCCGUACUACUGAACGCACUGUACUAUUCGAUGGCAUUUCGCCGGAGCUCUCUUCUGCUGAGGAAGGCGAUUGGUGGCAGCCGUGCAGCGGCAAUCAAUUCCUCCUACACCAAUCUGUUCCGUGAUUCGUCUGAUUUGCGGAGGUGGUAUUCCAGCUCAGAGUCCGAUGGUAACUGUGCCGCCGGGUCAGCGGCGGGUUACCACGUCACUCACGGGCCGUCCUAUAUGCGGGGAGCGGUGUUUUGGGAGAAGGAUAAGCCGCUAACUUUCGAAGAUUUCCACAUGCCUCGUCCCAAGGCCAAUGAAGUUCUAAUUAAAACGAAGGCUUGUGGGGUGUGCCAUUCUGAUCUACAUGUGAUCAAAGGUGAGCUUCCUUUUGCCAGCCCCUGUGUUGUAGGGCAUGAGAUUACCGGUGAGGUGGUAGAGCAUGGGCCGCUUACCGACACCAAAAUUGUGGAAAGAUAUCCUGUGGGCUCUCAAGUAGUUGGAGCAUUCAUAAUGCCGUGUGGAAGUUGUUUCUUCUGUUCUCGGGGUCAAGAUGACUUGUGUGAGUCAUUCUUUGCUUACAAUCGAGCAAAAGGAACACUUUAUGAUGGUGAAACAAGGUUGUAUCUCCGUAGCAACGACAAACCAGUAUACAUGUAUAGCAUGGGAGGUCUCGCUGAGUUCUGUGUGGUGCCAGCACAUGGAUUGGCAGUUCUACCCAAUUCAUUGCCUUACGUAGAAUCUGCUAUACUAGGAUGUGCAGUUUUUACUGCAUAUGGAGCAAUGGCUCAUGCGGCUCAGGUAAGACCUGGAGAUGCCGUUGCUGUGAUUGGCAUUGGAGGAGUUGGCUCGAGUUGUCUGCAAAUAGCAAGGGCAUUUGGGGCUUCUGAGAUUAUUGCAGUCGACGUUCAAGAUGAGAAACUGGAGAAAGCUAAGGUAUUUGGAGCCACUCAUGCUGUCAAUGCCAAAAAGGAGGAUGCUGUUGCAAAAAUCAAAGAGAUUACUGGAGGAAGGGGUGUAGAUGUAGCUGUGGAAGCCUUAGGAAGGUCACAAACAUUUGCACAAUGUGUACAAAGUGUCCGGGAUGGAGGGAAGGCCGUGAUGAUUGGCCUUACGCUCUCUGGUGCUAAAGGGGAGGUUGACAUUAACCAUUUGGUUCGUAGACAGAUAAAAGUAAUUGGAUCGUAUGGAGGCAGGGCAAGACAGGACCUUCCGAAACUGAUUAAGCUGGCAGAGAAAGGCACAUUCAACCUGGAGGCAGCUGUGUCAAGAAAGUGUAGAUUCGAGGAGGCGGGGCAGGCAUAUCAAGACCUCGACAAGGGAAGUAUUGUCGGGCGUGCCGUGGUUGAGAUCAUGUAAUAAAAUACCUACCCAAUGCCCCUUCCCCUUCCCCUUCCCCCUCAUCUUCAUCAUCAUCAUCUUCUUCUUGGCAUGAAAAUGUGUAGCUCAGCCCCUACCCUACACUGCCUAAAUAAAACUCACUUUGUUUCUAACUAAUUCUUCAUUUUAUGAAAUGGGAUGGGAUGGGAUUGCUCAAAGUUUCA